Molecule: messenger RNA, 2430 nt
Organism: Entamoeba invadens IP1
Lineage: Eukaryota; Evosea; Mastigamoebida; Endamoebidae
Exons: 1
Coding region: 1-2430 (809 amino acids)
Molecular function (GO): protein binding
Source: RefSeq, a predicted model, not a curated record
AUGAGCGAAGAAACACCAGAAGAGAUUAUAAACAAUGUCUUAAGAGAUGUCCCUUGCGGAGCAAAUGGGUGGGAACGUGUCGAGAAUGUUAUUAAACCCCCUCCUUUUUAUCUCCAGAUGUAUAUUAAACGCACUUCCAAUAUUCUUACAUUAUGUUCUGAAGCACUUUUGCCAUAUAGUUAUGAACAAACAUCAACAGAAAUGAGAAACAUCGAGCUUCUCAUGUCUUUUACUAAUGUUAUUAAAACAGUUAAAAAGAUAGAAAACAAGUUAGAAAUAGUCAUUCUGUCUGAUAUCCUUCAAAUCAAUCAAACAGUGUUUUGCAAUUACUCAUACACCGAAUUUAAAGAUAUCUCCCUCACUGUUGCUCUUCGAAAUCAUUUUUCAAUUGGCCCAUUUGUCCACUUUGUCAACUUAUGCAGAAAAGAACAAAGCGGUGUGAAAUACACGCUCUACUGUAAUAUCCAAAACCAACUCAGAAACGACCAAAUCGACUUCUUAUUCUCUAUGUUUGGGUACUCCAUUAGUUUCUUAAACGAACAUUUGGCACACGACGCCGAAGGGCAUUUCAUAUUAUCCAAUUUUAAAAGGUUUAACCAAGUCAUUGAUAACAAAGUCACCCUUCCAAAGGUUUUACACCAAAAUGAAAUCUUCGACAUCUUUGCGACUAACGACUACUCGGAAUUAAUCAUCAAGGGUAGAAUCUUUUUGCCCCUCAUUUCCUUCCAACAACUCUGUACUAAGUAUAACAACUACAUCUCAUCGAACUCUUUUCUAUUCCCUAUAGUAAAACAAAUUAAAAAGACGGGGAGACUCAGUUAUAUACAUAAAGAGACCCCAUUUCUUGGAUUCUCCAAUUCUAUGACAGACCAAGUCUAUGGUUCACUGUUGGCAGAAAGAGGGCUCUUCGUGUUUUGUCAAAGUGUCCCAUGUAAAGAUUGCACAUUUGCGUCGAAAGAGGCGCACUCCUAUUUUGAAGAUCUGAUCUCCGGCGAAAUGGUGUCUUGGGUCGGCCACCGACUCGAAGCCAAUUUUUAUCACCAUUGGUCCACCCCAACAUUAAAAAUGGUCGACAAAACUAAGAGAGGGAUAUGCGUCAUGUCGCUGAUAUCAACUUUUUUGUUGUCGAGAAUCAUCAUGUUGUAUGGGCUGAAUAUCACAGUUCCUUCACUUAAGGAGAAUUUGCUGUUACAAUUGAUCGACGUUUGCUCUUACACCAAUUUGGUCAACAAAUAUGUCAUAGAAGACAGAACAAAAAAGAUGAAAGAAGCAAAAAUUGUGCAACAGAAUGAAACAGUCGCGUCUUCUUUCAACUUGUUGGCUUUAAGCGCACAACUUAAAGAACAUAUAUUCGACUUCUUACCACUCGAAAGUCUUCUAAGCCUCUCUUUGUGCUGUAAAACACUCAAGUUACAAAUAUUAAGCAACACCAACCGAUUCGAAACAUUCUUUGAACUCCACUUCAACCCUAAUACAUUUUUCCUUAAAAAAGAACGAAUUCUAGAAACACAACAAGAGACGAGUCAAAACAAUUACAAAACAGUUUCUCUGGCUAAAUUCAACCAAGUGAAGUGGACGCGACGACUUACAAAGACAGUGGAACGGUUUCAAAUUUUUAAUAACAGUCCGGUGGACGGUCUUUUCAUCACAAAUUCAAAGGGGUAUUUAGCUCUCUCCACUUUAGAGCAGAAAUGCAUAUCAAUGCCAUCAGAUAUGUCUCGAAAAACUGUUUUAAAGACCCAGUGUAAUUCCCCAAAAGCUCAAUACAACCGUGCAGAUAAUUACAUACAAUUUCCAUAUAGUGAUACUGAGUUCUGUAGAGUCUCUUUUAAUACCAACAGAUAUGAGCUAUUUACCAUUCCCAAAUUUCAGGACUUCAAUUUUAUUAGUGACAAUUGUUUAGUCGCGAAGAACGAAAUGGAAGGGUACAUCUAUGACACGGCCGUUUCUCGUAUCGUCCAAGUAUUCCAUCCAACAAACAGUCCAAUAAAAUUGCUCAAUGAAGCCGACAAUGGCAACAUUAUCUGUAUCGACUCCAAUCGAAAAUUGACCGGGUUCGAUCGUCGAGCAAAUCAAGUCGUUUUUCACACACCACAACGGGAGUACACACCACUCCUAUUUGACUCCUUUGGCAAUUUUUUAGUCUAUGGGACAGACUGUGGUAAUAUAGUGAUGUAUGACCAACGGAUGAAUCAGAUCUGUGCCGAGCGUAUUUUCUUCAAGUCGCCUAUAACGACGCUUCACAUUGGAAAUCGUCGUGGAGUGUUUGGGACGUCCUUUCGUUCUCUUGUGUAUAUCAACUGUUACCCGGGCUGGUUCGGAUUGAAGCGCACACUACUCAGAUCAAAUUAUUUAGUCACUUCCAUCGCACUCAACGACGAGCAAAUCGUCGCAGGUCUAUCAAACGGUGAAAUAGUUCGAUUCUCAUAA